CUAAGGGAAGGAGAGAGAGGUGAGGGUCAAGGGUGAGGCGAGAAGCGAGAGAGGGCUGGAAGAGGGAAGAGCUCGGGUUAAGAUGUUUGGUGUUCCUAUUUCUGGCAGAGGGGGAGAACGUAUCAUGUAUGAGAAGUUAACCAUAAUGAACCUGCAAAGUGGCUUGAACUGGACUGAGCCUAACAACUGGUACCAUGACCUGACCACAGUACAAACACAACACAGCACAGUGCCCGAGGGCUCUCUAUCGGACACAGACGGAGGCCUGGGGGACGAAGGUGGUGGUGGAGGAGGAAGAGGAGGAGUAGGAGGAGGGCCGGUCGAGAGGGACGAGGGCGAGGAGUCACAGCUAAGGCUGCAGCUGAAGAGGAAGCUACAGAGGAACAGGACCAGCUUCACUCAAGAGCAGAUUGAGGCGCUGGAGAAAGAGUUCGAAAGAACACAUUACCCAGARGUCUUCGCGCGAGAGAGAUUAGCCAACAAGAUUGACCUUCCAGAGGCACGGAUACAGGUGUGGUUCUCCAACCGAAGAGCCAAGUGGAGGAGAGAGGAAAAGCUURGCAACCAGAGGAGGUCAGGGGGUGGGACUUCCUGUUCCCAGGCUCACGCCCCCCUAAGCACUUCCUUCAACACCUCUGUCUAUCACCAUCAACAUGGCAGCAGUUUAGGAUCUAUGCUGAUUCAGAGCYUGUCUACCCUGCCCAGCUACAGCUCUCUGUCCGUCCUCUCCACUGGAGUCCAGAAAUGUGACUCUUCAGAGUACCCAUCCCAUAUGCCUCCACCGUCCUCUGCCAACUCAAACACUGGACUCGUUUCUCCCGGGGUUUCGGUACCGGUGCAGCUUCCUGGGAACGAGCAGCGCAUCGGCCAGAACCUCGGUCAGUACUGGGUCAGACUACAGUGAGAGAGAGGGAACGAGAAUCGACUGAGGGGACCAUCAAUAAAACAAAGGCAUACUAUGAAAAGGGAGGAUAAAACAAGGACACUAGAUAAGAGACAGGCUUCUUUGAGUUGGUUUGGCUUGAGGAAGAUCCCAAUAUGCAUUAAAUGUUUACAAAUGUGCUGCCAAAAUACUUUUUUUUUUUUUUUUACAACGGGAAGCAUAAAAACUCAUUGAUAUGGCAUGGCUAGUUGUUCCGUAAGCAUCAGUGGUGAGAGGCUGUAUKUACUGUGAAGAUACAUUUUUUGACUCGAUUAUCUUAAAACAUUCACCUUUUACAAACAUGUUUAAAGCCUAUCAGCAAUCAGCCAAACAUAAUAUUUUGUGGUGAAACAAAUGUUCCGAAACAAUUCAAUUCUAAUGGAGGCACAAGUCAGGGUUGGAGUCAAUUCUAUUUCAUUUCCACCCAAUUCAGAAAGUAAACCAAAUUCAAAUUCCAAAUGUUCCUAAUUUCAAAAGCAUUGAAGAGAAUCAGAAUUYGAAUUACAGUGUACUUCCCGAUUUGACUGGAAUUGAAAUGGAGUUGACCCUUGGCCACAGUAUUGAUGUAUAACAAUACAGUUAUAGAGAAUAUCACAUUUAUGGAAGGAAGAAUGCAGCCCAUUUUAGAACAACAAUCAUCCUCAGGUUUUGUAACAAAGACUUCAAUGACAGAGCCAUCAGUUUACAUAUUCAUCAGCCAAUGACAAUCAAGAAUCAUCAGCCACCAUGCAAUAAGAGUUGAUGUUCAGGUUAGCAACCAAUCAAAAGCAAAGACCUUAGCAAAUGACAAUCAAGAAGAGCCAAUGAUUAACCACUAAGGCCGGGAUUUAAUCCGAUCUUGCUUUGACGACAAUACACCAUUUAAAGGUCAUUUCUGAUUGAGCAGACAUAUGCAGAGUGAAAGCGGUCUCCCUGAAAGCGGGAACAUUGCCUUUAAAAGGUGCAUUGUCGCCAAAACGUGAUCGGAUUGAAUCCCGGACUAACUAAAACUACAAAAGCAACAAUAUUAUCAAGAGCAAUGGAUCAAUGACCAACUGAGCGUAACCAAAUAUUACAUAGCACUCAAUCAAUCAUUCAUAAACAUAAAUCAAACAUUGUAAUAUAUUGUUGAUUUUAUGACUAAACCGUAUACUUAUUUUUGUAUAGACAUCACCGUUGCUUCUCUCUUUAAUGAACUGUAAUUUAGUUAUCUAUUUUUCAUUUCACAUUUGUCACAUGACCCCUGUGUGUUUUUUUUAAUCGUUGAGGGACUUUGCUGUGUUAGCACUGUGUAUAAGAAAAGUAAUCCCUUUUGUGAAGGCAUUUGAGCCCUUUAAUGAAUUAAAACUAUGUGGAAUGAGAAA
Messenger RNA from Salvelinus sp. IW2-2015, 2265 nucleotides. Its product is annotated as paired box protein Pax-6-like. Gene Ontology annotation, molecular function: DNA-binding transcription factor activity, RNA polymerase II-specific; RNA polymerase II cis-regulatory region sequence-specific DNA binding. NCBI's taxonomy places the organism in Eukaryota, Metazoa, Chordata, Actinopteri, Salmoniformes, Salmonidae. The record is from RefSeq and is a predicted model, not a curated record. Gene Ontology annotation, biological process: anatomical structure development; regulation of transcription by RNA polymerase II.